CAGCGAAAGGGAAGAAGUAGAAGGCUGGGAAGGGAAGGAGAGAACGUGCAUACAGCUCUUCAGCGGAAAAGUGGUCACGGAAGGACGCUCGACUCGGUCUGAACGGACAGGAGAGGGGUCGGAGGGCGCGAGGGUAGGGCAGGUCUGCAGCCAAUGAGAGGCGCAUCGGGGCGCGCCCGGGACUCGACCCCACCUUCGGUAGUCAUGGCAACUCGCGAAACCCGCGAGAAACCCGCGAGAGAGUUCGCGGUGGUAGGGAGCAGGUCGGUGUCAGGGGUCGUCUUAGUCGGCAGUCGGUCUCUGGUCGGCCCCAAGAAUAGUCGUAUCGACGAGGCGGUAGUCGAGUAUCACCUCACUUCUCCUACUCCUGCUUGUGCCGGCACGAGCACGCUCGGGAACAUAGAGGCACACGCGCAGCUUAUCGACUGGACCGCGCGCACUCCGUCUCUCUCUCUCUCACACACUCCUCCUACGCUGGUGGAUCUCGCUCUCUUCGGCGAGCUUCCUCUCUCCCAUCGAACCCGCUCGACGUCUCUCGCUCUCUCUCUGGCGCCUCUCUUCCCUUUCUCCGACGCUUCUUUCCUCCCCCGUCCGCCUACCCACUCGACCACCCUCCAGUGCGCGAACCGCGCACACCCUCACCACCCUGUGUCUCGGUGGCCCGCGCCACCGCGCAUCCGCCCAGCGUCGAUAUAUCACGAUACCGCGGAUACAACGUCGCGAGGAUACGCCGAUCUAGCGCGCGCGAUCUCGAUCCCGAUCUGGAUCUCGAUCUCUCGCGGCGAGUGCUCGACCGGGUCGAGCGUACACGGUGGUGACACGAGAAAGACGCGUUCCCCAGUUUCUCGGCGGGAUAUCGGGCUCGCGAGUGUGAAGUGCGGAUUAUACAGCGCGUUUGCCGCGUGUUUUUCGGAUCGGUCGGUCCGUCGACCGGCCACAGUGAUCGCGAGUGACUCGUCGUUCGAUUAAAGGACGCACGAUCUCGCAGUGGACGGCUCGAAUUAGGAAAUUGGCCGAAUCCUUAGCGGAGGGACCGUGUCGCCCUCGGGAGAGGAGGCUGCUUCGGUGGUGGGUGAAUCACGAUGCGGCUCGGGACGACGGGAUCUCGAAGUCGCGGGGACUCGAAGCAGUGCGCGAGUGAGUGAGGAAUAGUGCUGCGAGGAUUUCGUCGGACCGCGAGCGAGUUAGUGCACGCGUAACAGUGCGCGUAAGGAGAGCAGACGAAGGAAAGAACGGAAGGAACGAUAUCCAAGGCGAGAGGGCGAUUCGAUCAGCGUAAGAUCGCGGGGUGGUUCGAGCCCGAGGAAGAAGCGAGCCAGCGUCCGCGAGACGGCCGCCGCUUCGGGGUGGUCGGUGGUCGCGAACGAGCAGCGGAAACCGGCAGGGUGGUUCGAGGCGGGACAGGAGCCGUUGACGCCCUGGCGACUGCCGGGGUGGUUUACCCGGCCGCGACAGCGACGUUGUUCCCUGGCCGGGUGUCGACUGGACACCACCACCCCGAGUUCACCACCACGUUGGAGGUGGGGUUCCCGGCGCGCGGCUCCACCGCCUCCAUGGCGUUGGUAGCCGCGCCGCCCUCGUGGGCCUCGCGGGACCCCGGGGCCAGCCUGGCUGCGACCGGUGCAGCCGCAGCGGCAGCCGCGGCCGCGGCCGCCUCCGGCGCGGGUCCGGGCCCCAUACAAAUUGCUCCGCCGCCCCCGAUGCCCCCCGCGCACCUCACGCCCUCCCAAACGCCCGACGACAUCACCUGUCUGGUGCCCGCCGGAGCGGUUCUCACGCCCAGGGACCCCUUACCGCCCAGCACCACACCCGGAAGUCAAGCCAACAGCUCUCAAUCCGGCAGCUCGCAGACCGACAAAUCACCCAACAUCGAAUGCGUCGUCUGCGGCGAUAAGAGCAGCGGCAAACACUACGGACAAUUCACCUGCGAGGGAUGCAAAAGCUUCUUCAAGAGGAGCGUGAGGAGGAACCUAACGUACUCGUGUCGAGGGAAUAGGAACUGUCCCAUCGACCAACACCAUAGGAACCAGUGCCAGUUUUGUCGGUUGAAAAAGUGCCUGAAGAUGGGCAUGCGACGGGAAGCCGUGCAAAGAGGUCGAGUGCCACCGUCGCAGCCGUCGUUGCCAGGUUUACCUGGACAGUUCGCCCUGACGAACGGUGACGCGGUCGCGUGCGCCAGCCUGAACGGUCACUCUUACCUCUCCUCGUACAUUAGCCUGCUCCUGAGGGCGGAGCCGUACCCGACCUCGAGAUACGGCCAGUGUAUGCAACCGAACAACAUCAUGGGAAUCGACAACAUCUGCGAGCUCGCGGCGAGAUUGCUGUUCUCAGCGGUCGAGUGGGCCAGAAACAUCCCGUUCUUCCCGGACCUUCAGGUGACGGACCAGGUCGCCCUGCUCAGGCUAGUUUGGAGCGAGUUGUUCGUCCUGAACGCGAGCCAGUGCUCGAUGCCCCUUCACGUGGCGCCGCUGUUGGCCGCAGCCGGUCUUCACGCGUCACCGAUGGCCGCGGAUCGCGUCGUCGCCUUCAUGGACCACAUCAGGAUCUUUCAGGAACAGGUGGAAAAACUGAAGGCUCUGCACGUGGACUCUGCCGAGUACAGCUGCCUCAAGGCCAUCGUCCUCUUCACCACAGAUGCUUGCGGUCUGUCGGACGUGGCGCACAUCGAGUCCCUUCAGGAGAAGUCGCAGUGCGCUCUGGAAGAGUACUGCAGGACCCAGUACCCGAAUCAGCCGACGAGGUUCGGCAAGCUGCUCCUCCGACUGCCAUCCCUGAGAACGGUGUCCUCCCAAGUGAUCGAGCAGCUGUUCUUCGUCCGGCUGGUCGGGAAAACGCCGAUCGAAACGUUGAUCAGGGACAUGUUGUUGAGCGGUAGCAGCUUCAACUGGCCGUACAUGUCCACGAUGUGACAUUCUGUCUGGCGACAGCUAGCUUCCGCGUAAUACUGUCGCUCCCCGUCUCGUCCCGUGGUCCAACCAAGUUUCGAUCGUCGAGCCAAACGCUCGAUUCGAGCGCUCUGCUCGUCCCACGACUGAAACGAAACGUUCUUUCUCCUUUUGAGGGAACCCCCGCGAAACGUCGUGGACAAUGGGUCGUCGACGACGCGUUGGAAAUCAACUUUCGACCGACGUUUCCAGGUUUUAACCGCGCUGGAUCGCGUGCGAGACUCGUAACACGCGCGUGAAAGGGAACAGACGAACAGAGAUGGGCAAAAUGGACGAAUGAGGGAAUCGUCGGACAGAUUUUUAUUCAUUUACCAGUGAAAUUGUAUAGAUACGAUCGAUUUCGACGUCUUUACAAUUUUCUAUCAUUUUUCUAAAUGUCCUUUCAAGGAACUUUCCAACCUAUUUCUAAGUAAUCAGGAACCCAAGUUCCAGCGGGAGAUACUGUGAUAAGGUUCGCGUGCAACCAACAUACUCUGUCGAAGAACUGUACAUAAUACGAGACGAUCACACUUACAGAUAGAUUUUCGAACCUUCUGUGUCUAUUAAAGAAAUUUAUUUAAAUUAAACGGUAGGUUUCAUAUUUCCAACUGUGCGUUUAUAUAAAUAUGUUGAUGUAUAUAUAAAUAUAUACAUAUAUAUAAUAUAAUAAUAAACACAUAUAAAUAUAUAUAUAUAUAUAUAUAUUUAUGUAUACAUGAAUGUAUAUGUAUUAUGUAUACAAUAUUUACGUAUACAUAUAUAUAUAUAUAUAAUAAUAAUAAAAAAAUAUAUAUACAUGUAUAAGCUUACUCAUAUACAUAUUUAUAAUGAACAAUUCAUUUGCUAAUAUCAAAACUAUUAUUUAAUUUAGUGAAACUUCUCCGAUAGACAUAGAGAGUACGAAUAUUUCUGGUACUGACUGUAUAUCCUUGUCAAGAAUAGGUUUCGCGAUUUGUUACAGGAAUCUUUAGCCUGCCGAAGAAGCAGCAGUUAUUUAUUCCGUCUUCGUAAAUUCGCUACGAGUAAUUUUGCCCAUUUCUGCGAGCAAACGAGGGGAUCGAGAAGAACGAAAGAUCGGCGCGACGACGACCGAUAAACCGUUGAUGUUGAGCGAAACGCUCCUCGAAGGAGCCACAAGCUCCAUUUCGAUAGCUACUUUAAGAAACUGUUCAGACUGCCUAGCAAGAACGACGAUUUCUUGCGAUUCGGUGCAUACACUUAAGAUUUGGCGCGUGCAAUGUCAAUUACGAUGCGGUUUCAUCCGAGACUCGAGCGAGCUUAUUUUUCUCCUUUCGCCAUGACGCGUGGGAAUCGAGCAGAGCUGGACGAACGAAGCUUGGAACGGAGAUAGGCAAAAUUCUCAACCGGAUAAAGAUUUCACAUAGCGAAUAAAAAUAAAAA
Molecule: messenger RNA, 4325 nt
Organism: Hylaeus anthracinus
Lineage: Eukaryota; Metazoa; Arthropoda; Insecta; Hymenoptera; Colletidae
Gene: svp
Product: COUP transcription factor 2
Exons: 4
Coding region: 1554-2909 (451 amino acids)
Biological process (GO): regulation of transcription by RNA polymerase II; anatomical structure development; cell differentiation
Molecular function (GO): nuclear receptor activity; zinc ion binding; RNA polymerase II cis-regulatory region sequence-specific DNA binding
Source: RefSeq, a predicted model, not a curated record